Messenger RNA from Sporothrix brasiliensis 5110, 1215 nucleotides. RefSeq lists its product as uncharacterized. The record is from RefSeq and is a predicted model, not a curated record. The transcript has a single exon. Gene Ontology annotation, cellular component: endoplasmic reticulum membrane. The coding region runs from base 1 to 1215 and encodes 404 amino acids. NCBI's taxonomy places the organism in Eukaryota, Fungi, Ascomycota, Sordariomycetes, Ophiostomatales, Ophiostomataceae. Gene Ontology annotation, biological process: phospholipid biosynthetic process; lipid droplet organization; lipid storage.
AUGGCCUCAUCGCCUCGACCGGCCGAACCUCAGCUGCGACGGAAGCCCAAGAUGGCCGAUACGCCUGCGUCUACAUCCUCCACCCCCGCUCCUGCAGCACGCCGUGGCUCACCAUACCUGCCGACCUCGCGCGAGUCCCUCCUUUUGGCCGUCUUCCCGGUUCUCCUCCUCUUCGGCACCCUCUUCAGCCUGCUGUCCCCGCAGACGCGCGCGGCCGCCGCCGCCGGAGCAGCUUCGACAGGCAGCGGACCUGGCUCAGGAACAGCGCACUACCCGCAGGCACCCAGCCUCGCGCCGAGCUACUUUGCGCGCAAGGACAACCUGCUCAACGUCUUCUUCGUCAAGCGCGGCUGGUUCUGGAUCACGAUCACGUUUGCUUUUUUUGUCGGCACCCACCCGUACUAUGCUGAGCCCAGCGCACCCCGAAAACACGUUCUGGGUCGUCGUUCUGCCGCUGUCCUCCGAUGGGGCCUCGUCACCGGCUGGUGGUUCCUCGUCACGCAGUGGUUCUUUGGUCCCGCCCUCAUCGACCGCAACUACCGCCUCACGGGCGGCGGCUGCCAGGCCCUGCAAGCUUUGACCGACGAGGCGGGUGCGGCUGCUUCGUCGGGCGAGGGUGGCAAGCACGCCGAAGCGACAUACCAGUUUCUAGAGGCCGCCACGGCGUCGGCCUGCAAGCACGCCGGCGGCCAGUGGCGCGGCGGUCACGACAUUAGCGGGCACGUUUUCCUCCUGGUGCUGGGCACGACGUUUUUGGCGCAGGAGGUUGGCUGGGUGCUGUGGCGCCAGGCGCAGCGGCGAGCGGCCAUCUCGGGCGGCGUGCCUGGCAGCACGAGCCACAGCAGCAGCACAGCGCGUGUCGUCGACACACGUUUGCUGGUCAUGGACGACGGCGCUGUCAAGUCGGCCGAAGUCGAGGCCGGCCUAGCCACCGGCAGUACCGGCGAGCAGAACAGCAGUGCAGCCCGUGCCGGUCUCAUGCAGCCCGAUACCCGCAGUGCCAACGCGGCCCUAUUGUCGCGCGUUGCCCUGCGCGUGACUGCAGCCGCGAUUGGCCUCAGUUUGUGGAUGCUGCUGAUGACGGCAAUCUACUUCCACACGUGGUUCGAGAAGCUUACUGGUCUUCUCGUUGCGCUGGUGGCCUUUUACAGUGUGUACGUGCUGCCGCGGUGGGUACCGGCCCUGCGGCGCGUCGUCGGUUUGCCCGGGUUGUAA